Molecule: messenger RNA, 5908 nt
Organism: Gallus gallus (chicken)
Lineage: Eukaryota; Metazoa; Chordata; Aves; Galliformes; Phasianidae
Gene: GGA3
Product: golgi associated, gamma adaptin ear containing, ARF binding protein 3
Exons: 17
Coding region: 1597-3885 (762 amino acids)
Biological process (GO): intracellular protein transport; vesicle-mediated transport
Cellular component (GO): trans-Golgi network
Molecular function (GO): phosphatidylinositol binding; ubiquitin binding; small GTPase binding
Source: RefSeq, a predicted model, not a curated record
CUGCCCACAGGCUCUUCCUUUGAACUUCUUUUAAAUAAAAGAGAAGAUUAGAAAAUAGCAUUGGUUGUGUGAGCACAGCUGGAUCCUUUGACUUGAGCGCUGCCUGUUCUGCUCCUUCCAAAAGGAAACUUACUGUAUCACAUUCCUGUCAGGCUUAGGCAAUAUGCAGGUAUAUAAUAGAUGCAGAUAGAUAACACAUUCCAAUUUUUUUUUUUCUUUUUUAAAUUUUCUUUUGUUUUCUUCUUCUUGUAUUGCCAUGGGCCAGUAUUCUGCCGCAUUUUCAUGAGAUACAGACAAUCUGAAUGGAGGACUCUGGUAGGCUCGGACAGAGUAUUCCCCGUUCAUGUGCUGAGCCUGAGCUGGGGAAGCACUUCGUAGGAUGGCUUUUGUCUCAACUCUAUAGAGAAAUAAAUGCAGGAAAAUACAAGUGUUCUUUGCAGUCUGUAAAUAUGCUGUGGUUCUUUGCAUUUUGAAGUUGUUCCUCUAUGUAGAAAAUAAGGGCCUCUGUUGCACAUCUAAUGAUGCAUCUGAAUGUUGACCCAUUAGUGUUUUGAGAUUUAGCAGAACAAAUGGGUGCUGCAUGGCUCUGAUGCUUAGGUCACGUAUGAAGCAACUUUACGUAUCCUAAGUGAAGUGUUGUAUAAAAGCCAUGGUAGAGAUGGUGACAGAACAGGGUUGGGGCAGAAACUGUUUUUUCUUGGCUAUUUCAAGAGAGAUGCUAAGAGCAUCAAGCUCUUCCUCUGGAGCCAGUCCUUUCGUGGAAGGGUUGAACUUCAUUUACAAGGCAGUGCAGAGGAGCUUCUCACCUAUGUUUUAAGUUUUCCCCAUAAAAACAGAGGAUUUUAGAUUAUUUCUUCAUUAAUGUGAUGCAGCUUCAUGUGGGGAUGUGCUGAAAAGGGUAAGCAGGGAAAACUGGCUCACCUGGGAUGCUCUCAGCACUGGUGAGGCCAUACUGGUUAGGUGGGGAAAUAUUGGUGCUAGGUGGACGGUUGGACUGGAUGAUCUUAGAGGUCUUUCCAAACCUUGGUGAUUAUGAGUCUGUGUUAGUGUGGCUUGUACUGAGGUCAGUGAGCACCUCAGUAAAGCUAUUUGCACACAGCGGUGUGCUGUUGGUGUGGGAACGCAUUGAUCCUCAGAGCCAGGGCAGAGCUGCUGGUCAGGAAGAUUAACUUUUAUGAACUAGAGGUACACAUGGAGUUUUAUGAGUGUUAGAAAUCAGGAGCUGCUUUGUGUGGAACGCAGCCUCCUUUCACCAGUGCCUGUCUCCUGGGAAUUUCCUGUCAUUAUGCACAAGAAAUGAAAGGAAUCUGAAUCCAAUGGAAGUGUGCAGAAUAAUCAAGGAUUAUUCCAAGAAAUCUUUGGAGAUGUUUAAACAACCUUGAAAUUAGAGCUUGACAGGGAAACUUUGCUUACAUUACCUCUCCUUAGCAGACCUCUUUCCUUAUUUUGGGUUGCAAAACUGACAAAAAGACUUCAUUUGCUUGUUUGUGCUCUUCCUGUAUUUAAUAAAUAAAUUCCUUUUCCUCCAGCCAAGAGCCAUGCUUCUUUCAUCUCAGCCUGCAGAGCUACUUUGGAACACAAUGCUAUUUGACUUGCAUGAAAGUACUUAAGAUUGUUGCAAGGGUGUGUUUUCAUGAUGCUUCCAGAGCACUCAGCAGCUAUAAAGCCACUAACCCAUCUAAUAGGCAAGAAGACUGGGAAUACAUCAUUGGAUUCUGUGACCAGAUCAACAAAGAGCUUGAAGGGCCUCAGAUAGCUGUGAGACUCCUGGCUCAUAAGAUCCAGUCGCCACAGGAGUGGGAGGCAGUCCAAGCCUUGACAGUGCUGGAAGCCUGUAUGAAGAACUGUGGGAGAAGAUUUCAUAAUGAAGUAGGAAAGUUUCGCUUUUUGAAUGAAUUAAUAAAAGUUGUGUCUCCAAAGUACCUAGGAGAUCGGGUCUCAGAGAAAGUGAAGACCAAAGUCAUUGAAUUGCUGUAUAGCUGGACAGUGGCACUACCAGAAGAGUAUAAAAUCAAAGAUGCCUACUACAUGCUGAAGCGACAAGGGAUUGUAAUGUUUGAUCCUGUUAUUCCUGUGGACAAAAUCCUGAUUCCUUCUCCACCAGCUCGUCCCAAAAACCCUGUGUUUGAUGAUGAGGAGAAAUCCAAGCUUCUAGCCAAACUACUGAAAAGCAAAAACCCAGACGAUUUACAAGAGGCUAACAAGCUUAUUAAAUCCAUGGUAAAAGAGGAUGAGGCUCGGAUUCAAAAAGUGACAAAACGUAUGCACACACUGGAGGAAGUAAAUAACAAUGUGAAACUGCUGAAUGAGAUGUUGGUUCAUUAUAGCAAAGAGGACUCAUCAGAGGCUGAUAGAGAGCUCAUGAAGGAGCUCUGUGAAAGGUGUGAAACCAAAAGACGGACAUUAUUCAAACUAGCCAGUGAGACGGAGGACAAUGACAGCAGCUUGGGAGAUAUUCUGCAGGCCAGUGACAACUUAUCCCGUGUGAUAAAUUCCUAUAAAAAAACAGUAGAGGGGCAAGUGAUCAAUGGUGAAGUGGAUCUCCGAGUGAUCUCAGGAGUGGAAGGGAGUAACUCCACAAGUAACCUCAACACCCUCAUUGACCUUGCUGGACUGGAUGUCACCAGCACCCCAACACCUCCAGUGCCACCCACCACCCUGACGCCAGCCCCUGCAGCAGCCCCAGUCCCAGCAGAAAUCCCCAUUCUCCCACCUCCUCCACAGACAUUUUCACAGUUGCGGAGCACUGCAUUGAGCCAAGUGGAAGCCACACCCACUCAGCAGAGCAGCACAGCUAAUUCUCUUUCCUUGCUGGAUGAGGAGCUUCUGUGUUUAGGAUUGAAUGACCCAGCCCCUGCAGCAGGGAAGGAGGCAUCAGAAAACAGCCAGUGGAGUGUGUUCGAGAAUGAGCAGCUGGACCUGGAUUUCUUCAGUCCAAAGACGGUGACUGUUGCUUGCAACCCUGCAGGGAACCCUCUUUUCCAUCACACAUCACAGACCACAUGUGGAACAUCAGUGACACUGCCUUCUGCUUUCACAGCCUCUCAGACUGCUCCCAACAUGCCUGCACCAAACUCCAUACCGUUUAUGUUCUCUGCUGGGCUGGCUGCCCCUGUGGGGCCUUCCAAGACAAUUCCAGCUGCUCCUGGGUACUUAACCUCAUCUGUGGGGAGUAGUAUGCCUCAUAAGAUGGAUGCACUGGGACAAGUACUUGAAGAAGCCAAAGGGGCUGCCACCCAAGGCAUGGCAACACCCUCAGUGUUACCUGGGGUUACUUUGCCAGUCCUUGUCACAUCUUCUCCGUUAAUGGUACCUGCAGGGCUGCCAGUCACUGCCCCAGGAACACCCCCAGUUCCUUUCCCAAACAGCUGCACUGCUGUCUCAGGGAGCUCUCUCUUCCAUCCAGCAUCAUUCCAGCAGCAAGGCAGUCCUAUGAAAGCACCUGAAAUUUCUUUGGCCAACGUCCACGUUCCCUUGGAAUCUAUUAAACCUAGCAGUGCCCUCCCGGUGACAGCCUAUGACAAGAAUGGCUUUCGCAUCCUGUUGCACUUUGCCAAGGAGUGCCCACCAGGAAGGUCAGACGUGCUGGUUGUGGUAGUCUCAAUGCUGAACACAGCACCCCUUCCUGUGAAGAACAUUGUGCUGCAGGCUGCUGUACCUAAGUCCAUGAAAGUGAAGUUGCAGCCACCCUCUGGCACAGAGCUGUCUCCAUUCAAUCCCAUCCAGCCGCCUGCUGCCAUCACCCAAAUCAUGCUUUUGGCAAAUCCUACAAAGGAGAAAGUGAGGCUGAGAUACAGACUGACCUUCAUGCUGGGAGACCAGCUUGCCACAGAGGUUGGUGAAGUGGAUCAGUUCCCUCCAGUAGAGCUGUGGGGGAAUCUAUGACCUUGGAACUCUGUCAGAGACUCUGUGACAGGACCAGGAAAGGAUCCCACAGGACUGAAAUGAAUGUGAUGGGGGAGGGACACAUGCUAUCCACUGGUGAUGUUCAGCUUUGUUUACAUGUCCUGCCCACUCUGCUUGUAGCUUUAGUCCAGAAUGUUUUACCCCACAUUGAAGGGGUCUUGGGACAUCUAUGCCAAGUAUGAACUGAAGACAACUGGUAACACGUAGUGCUGGCUGCUUUUAUCUUGGCCUCCGGGUGAAUCAGGUUCUAUCUUCCACUCUAUUAAACUUGAAGUUACUGUAUUUUGAUGGGAGACCUGUCAACAGGAGAUUUAAGUUAGUGUGUUCCUGUACUGCUGUCCAGAGUUACCUAUAUGCUGGUAAUGACGCUACCCCAAGCUUCCUCAGUGCAGAGCCCUUGUACGUGUCCUCCCUUGGGCUUUUACCUCCUCAGUGCCAGACUGGACCUGCUAAGCAUGUUAAGCAAUAAUGCUGGCUCCAUGAGGGAAUGCUUUUUUUUCCUCUUUUUUUUUUAAAAAAAAAAGCUGACAUGGCACUUAGCUCCCUUAUCUCCCUCCAUCUGCUUCAUUCCCAGUGAUCAGUGUAAGCAGACUCCAGCUCUUGUGUUGUGUGACAGUGCUGUAUCUUCAGUUAAUAUAUUUAUUUGAUCCUCUGGGCUGCCUCCCUAUUGUAUCCAUUUGGGGCAGCUGGGGAUGCUUUGUAUGCAAGUAGCUAACGUGGUUAUUUUUCUGCCUUCAUCACAUUCCAUAGUCUGGGGAAAAGAGAAGUGUGGUGAGGAGGUAAAACCAAGCAGUGGGGCUAGAAAGUUGCUUUCAAUGUUGGUGGAGGGCAGCACCUGGCAUGCAGAAGUGUCUUUACAGCCGCUAACCCAGGGAGGGGGAGAGUGCCUCUCAGGUCCCCUCCUGCAGGCAGUGUUAUGUGGUUCAGUACUGAGAUGCGUGUGCCCUGUUUUAAUAGUUCUCUGUAUUAAGUGGCUAAGUGCAAUCAUCCCCAGAAGAGGGAGAGUGGUUUUACUGGACAUCAGUAUUCAGUGCUAGCAGGUGGCAGAGGAAUUGACUAGAAAUUAAGUUUAAAUGACUGAAAGUUGAUUACAGAAGUCCCUUCCUUCUCUCAAUGUACAAUCUCAAGCAGUGCCUCAAAUAGCUUUGAGACAUUGUUUUAAUGUUUGUUUUUAACAUCCAUUGACAAAAGCAGGGGUGCUUUGUGGACAAAGUGCUGCUGGAAUUAAUACAGGCUGUAAAAUCAUAACUCAAAUACAGCUUGGAGUUAGGCAUGUCAUCUUUUCCGUGAUAAGAAAUAAAUACUAGAGGUGAAAAACUCUGGAUUUAAAGGCCUGAAGGAUCGGAGAUAUCAGGUAAUUGUGGAAACCCGGAGGGGGAGGAAUUGAAGCUUUGGCCAAGAACUGGCUGUAUGCUCCUGCUCUCAAGCUCCUGAGGACUGCAACCUUGUCAGCUCCCUGACAUAGUGGGCAGGCAAGAGGGAGCUGCAUCUUUUAGAUUCUUCCAGAAAGUAGCAAUUUUAAACUGAUGGACUAUGAUGGAGGACAAGGAAAGAAUUCUUUCUGCCUCAGAAAUGUUCUUGCCACUUUAGGCUCAGUAGGCAUAGGGAUAGUAUUUAGGUCACUUAAGUCUGCCCAGGUGCUGUAAGCAUAUCCUGAAGAAGCAGAUUUCACUGCUUUAGAUGCCUAAUUGUGAAUCUCACUGUGACUUAGAGGAAGUCAGUAGAGCACAAGUGCUUUCUGCAGAACGGCAUUGUUCUCACUGUUACUGGCAGUGCACUGCAUGUGCUGUACGGCCAAAUGGAAAGAUGCCAUAGUUUUGCUGUGUGGAAAUGCAUUAUUAUAAGCUUUGGAAAUUAAGCUCUGAAUGAGUGUUCCUUGUCAGCAGAUUGAAGUUCCUACUUCAUACCGAACAGCCAUUACUGUAAAUACAUCUCAAAUUCAUUUGUUUUGCUGCAUGUUAAAUAAAUUGGUUUCCCUACUUUGUUCUGGGGAUAGCCCUUA